Messenger RNA from Aspergillus melleus, 921 nucleotides. RefSeq lists its product as uncharacterized. The transcript is spliced from 3 exons. NCBI's taxonomy places the organism in Eukaryota, Fungi, Ascomycota, Eurotiomycetes, Eurotiales, Aspergillaceae. The coding region runs from base 1 to 921 and encodes 306 amino acids. The record is from RefSeq and is a predicted model, not a curated record.
AUGUCAUCUACGCAGAAUACGCACCGAGAGUUCAAGAUCCAGAAACCACCAGCCUACUGGCAUAACUUGUCAACCGUCUGGUUGACCCAAGGUGCUCUUCUGGAGUUGCAACGUAGAAUCGGACGUUCGCAGCAGUUGCAGGAUAAUCAAAGACCCUCCCAUUCGGUCACUGUCAUCCUCCAGCAGCUUGGAAACCGCCUGGGGCCAUUGAAAAGAUCUUCACGACGAGGAGGACUGGACGUAUCUGAUCUCAGAGGUUGCCGCCCACCUAGAGCCGAUUUCGGACACGGAUCGAUGACGCGAAUUCCUAAGAGCGAACAACCACAAGAGUUGUCCAAUGGUGUUACUGCCCAGAUCCCUUCCACGCCUUACAGCCUGAACUUCGAGCAGCACCUAGUGGACCAUCAGGUUUACCCACGUAGAUACUUUUACGGGGAAACGGAGGAGGAGAACGAGCCCGUAAAUUUAUCAGAAAUCCAGACAAGAUUAACAACCCGUCGCCCAUCCCUAUCGCCGUCCGGCUUUUCUGCGGCAGAUUUUGAAAAGGUCAAAACCGCAUAUUGUACUACGUCCAAGGAACCACAAGUUUCAGCUUCGGUGAUUCCUCUUAUUGAGGGUAACAUCUCCCAACAUGCUGGCGGUGGCACUCUAUUCAAUAAUCUUGCGCCCCUAACGGAUGGGAAUAUAUCCCAGGCAAAGCCCGAUAUAUACUACGGCGCACGCCCGGAGGACUUGGAACGGCAAAUCUGCAAUGAUCUCAAUGACAUGAUCAUCCCAUGCACGGAUGAUAGCCUCCCAAUAGCGCCCAACUUCUUCAUGGAGGUAAAGGGCAAUUCCGGAGACCCCAGUGUAUCCAAGCGACAGGCUUGUCAUUAUGGUGCGCUUGGAGCGCGGGGAAUUCAGGCGCUUCAAUCGUAUUAA